AUGCUGUGGAGGAAGAGGGUCCAUCAUUCCCUCGUCUCCCAUUGUUUCCGGUCCUGCUGUAUCCCCACCGCCGGCGAUCUCCCCAGAUGGCUCCGAUUCUCCUCUUCGACCGGCGCCGGCGAAGCGCCACUGGCGGCGGUGACUCCGUUCCUGGUCGAAUACCUCGUCGACUCCUGCGGAUUCUCCCCCGCCGAGGCCGCCAAGGUCUCCUCUUCUCUCCCUCGAGUAGAAACCCUAGAAAAACCAGUCGCCGCCGUCCAAUUCCUGCGCCACAAGGGCUUCUCAGAGGACGACGUUAGGAGCGUCAUUCUCGGCUUCCCCAUCCUCCUCCGCCGCGAGGUCGCCAAAACCCUAGAACCGAGGAUCAGGUUCCUUCAGGAAGAGGGCUUCUCGAUCCCCGAGAUCUCUCGCCUGGUCUCCGCAAACCCUAGCUCCCUCCGUGUCUCCAACCUCGGAGAAAAGAUCGAGUUCUGGAGGAAGCUGAUGGGAACCAACGAGCGGGCUCUGAAGGUCCUCUCCGAGAGCCAUGUCCUCAACGCCAGCCUCGACAGGAAGAUCAAGCCCAACGUCUCCUUCCUGCGGGAGACCGGCCUCGCAGAGCACAGGAUCGCCAGGAUCUUGUCCAGGAGGCCCAGGCUGGUCACCUGCAGGCUGGAGACGAUCCAGUCCCUCAUCGACCAGGUCAAGAACCACGGCAUCGCCAUCACCACGGGGAUGUUCGAGCAGGCCCUCUACGCCCUGGCCAAUGUCAGCAAGGCCAAAUUCGAGGAGAAACUGAAGCUGUUCCAGAGCUUCGGGUGGUCAGAAAAGGACUUCCUCUCUGCGUUUCAGAGGAGCCCUUUGCUUCUGAGAGUCUCCGAGAGAAAGAUCCAGCAGGUGAUGGGAUUUCUGCUCGGAGAAGCUGGCUGCGAGCCUUCCUAUGUGGCCCUGCGCCCAGUUCUCCUCUCCUACAGCUUGAGGAAAAGGAUGAUGCCCCGCUAUUCCGUUCUCAGAGCUCUGAGGAAGAACAGCAUUGCAGCAGGGGAGAACGAUUUCCUGGGGACUGUGGUGUUGCCGGAGGGAAAAUUCGUCGAGAGGUACAUUCUCUCUUACAGCGAGAAAAUUCCAGGGCUCCUCGAAGCGUAUUCCAUGGCUGUUGCCGAGGGAAUCGAAAGAGAAGAACGAUCCUGA
Messenger RNA from Spirodela intermedia, 1170 nucleotides. NCBI's taxonomy places the organism in Eukaryota, Viridiplantae, Streptophyta, Magnoliopsida, Alismatales, Araceae. The record is from the annotation of a GenBank genome assembly.